GGAGAACUCUCCUUCCCCGGUUCCGGAGUCCUCCAAUGAGUCCACGUCGCAAUUAAACAUUCCUCCCGAUAUCCUUCGUCUUCGCGCGGAGAUCUUCGCACUAGAGUCCCCAAUCACAGUUUCCGUGACCGAAUUUAACAAUGCUUGGAAAUACAUAGACAACAUUUACGUCCGGAACCAAGCCAGACACGGACAAAAGAAAACAACCACAUACUAUUGGUGUCGAUUAUGGCGUACCAAAGCCUAUGAGCCGAGCGUCUCGGAUGAACAGCGCAAACGCAAGCGGACCGUUCGCGAACCAAUUGGCUGUCCAUGUCGGAUCAGGAUUGUUAGUGACGGCUACUAUAUGACUAUCACCCGAGGCAAGGAAGAACACAAUCAUGAUAUCUCCGCGCUCGACUAUAAACUCACCACCGCUGCUCGGGAGCUUGCUGCACAAGCGGUCGCAAAGGGCAGUAGACCUAGUUUGGUCGCGCGAGAACUGAAGAAUAGCGGGAUUGGCGGCCGUAUAACUUCUAAAGAUGCCUGGAACGCCGGUAAUGUCUGGGUUAGUCGGAAAGAGGGACGGCCUGCAUGGCAGAAGCAUUAUCCUAAAAAUGUAGGUUUCUUUUUUAAUAGAAUGAAAUACCUUUGUUUUGAGAAACACUGCUGUCCGAACGACGCUUUUCCCUUUGCCUGUUUUUCCUUUCCAUUAUGUCUUUGGCUUGGUCCUGGCAACUAAAUGAUUAACCCUACCAGUCCGUUAUGGAAGCAAUCGUGGUCAAUGAACCAGGGCCUCCUGAGGUGCUGCACGUGGAGAGUUACCCCAGGCCUCCUCCAAAAAGCGGAGAAAUCCUAAUUGAAGUCAAAGCAUUUGGUCUUAGUCGCUCUGAAAUCCUUGCCCGGCAAGGCCAUUCAGCCAAUGCUAGGUUCCCACAAAUAAUGGGUAGGGAGGCCGUUGGCAUUGUCACAGCGGGUGACGGUACAGUCGCAUCAGGAACCAGAGUCGUUGCUAUGAUAAGCGACUUACUUCCUGAAUAUCCGGGCAGCUAUGCACAGUACACUCGUGUCCCUGUCACCCACGUUCGAAGGAUACACCCACUAUGUAAGCUUUCGUGGGAACACCUCGCGGUAUUUUCAGAAAUGAUCCCGACUGCAUGGAAUGCCCUAUUUCGCGCUCUACGUCUCCAUCCGGAUGACCGCCUUUUGAUCCGGGGUGGCACAACAGCCAUCGGUCUUGCAGCGACGUGUAUCGCUAAACGGCAUUGCUCUUUCAUAGCUUGCACCACCCGCCAGGAGUCCCGGAAGCAGCUUCUUGAAGGUGUGGGGGCUAACAAGAUCUUGAUUGAUGAUGGAUACUUAUCACAAAAGAUCAAGUCAGAGGGACUGGAGUUCACAAAGGUCCUAGAUCUGAUUGGUGCCAAAACUAUAACUGAUUCCUUGCAAUGUGUAAGACCGUACGGAAUUGUUUGUCUAGCCGGAACGAUAGGCGGCGACUCAACAAUUCCGGACUUCAAUCCGAUGGAUGCUGUUCCGUCCACUGUAUCCUUUACAACAUAUAAGAGUUCUGUGGAAGACUUCAGGAACUUUCCACUGGACGUGCUCUGCCAUGAGGUCGAAACUGGCCACUUGAAACUGCCAAAUAUACGGAUUUACUUUUCUAACCAGAUUGUCGAAGCACAUCGAAGCAUGGAAGAGAAUCGUGCGGAAGGCAAAGUCGUGGUGCUCUGGUAAGUGGAUUAGGCAUCAUCGCUUUACGCGCGAUAAUGUACAAUAUUAUUCUCUGGACAUAUUAUUAGAACAACGUAUAAUUCACUGAAUUACGGAGA
Molecule: messenger RNA, 1808 nt
Organism: Aspergillus caelatus
Lineage: Eukaryota; Fungi; Ascomycota; Eurotiomycetes; Eurotiales; Aspergillaceae
Product: zinc-binding alcohol dehydrogenase family protein
Exons: 1
Coding region: 745-1713 (322 amino acids)
Molecular function (GO): oxidoreductase activity
Source: RefSeq, a predicted model, not a curated record